ACACUUGAAUUCACCGCACAGAACCAUUGACUUCAGGAGAAAUACCUUUGUCAACAAAAUGCGGUUUUCUGUCACCGUGCUCAUGUUGGCUGCAUGGACCUGUCUUGCUGAGGCCGAGGCGGUUAAAAGCUCAGUGUCAGAAUGAUUCAGCCUGGAGUUGUAGUUCAUUCUGAUCACAUGUCUGACUGAACUGUGUCACCCGACCUGACUCACUCAGUGGAAGAGUGCCUCAAGGUUCGCACCCCAACGCUCCAGGCGAAUGAUCGGGGGACUUCUGGCCCCUCACGUCCCCUGGCAGGUUUUUCUCAACGUUUCUGAUGAUGCGCUGGGUCAAGGUUAUGCUGGUGGCACUCUCAUCUCUGACCGCUGGGUGUUAACGGCUGGCACCAACCUUUAUGUCAGGAUGAACAGAACGGAAAUGAAGCGGAACGAUCCCUUAAUUCCAAAGUUGUACGUGGGAAUCGUAGGGCUGCCUGAAGCUAAUGCUUCCAGCGAGGUUGAGGUAGAGAAGAUAGUUCUCCAUCCAAAUUUUCUGAACCACUCUAACUGGGACAACAACCUGGCUCUGAUCAAGCUGAAGGAGCCUGUACUGAUGAGUGACAAAGUGGCUCCAAUCCCUCUCCCUGAGCGGGGACAGGACCUGACCAACAUCACUGAUGGAAUCAUCUCAGGCUGGGGCUGGGGCGCUCUCCUAACUCCUGCAACAUCACUUAAAUAUCUCAUCCUUCCUAUCGCCAAUCAUUCCAGCUGUAAGGCUUACUAUAAAAAAAAGCCCUUCACACCAGAUGUAGAUGACAACAUGUUCUGCACAUCCAUUUCACGGUUUGGGGAAAAUGUGUGUUUUGGUGAUGCAGGCGGAGCUCUGGCUGUUAGAGACCCUGACAGUGGGGAUGUGUUUGUCGCUGGGAUUCUGAUCUAUGACAGAAACUGCAGAGUUAGACAGUACGGAAUAUUCCUGAAAAUGUCGUCAUAUUUACCAUGGAUUCAUAGCGUAAUCAGGGGAGACGAGGAGAAUUCUCCUGCUGUCCGUGCUGCUGCCGUGUCCACGAUGUACUCAAAUGUAUGAGCUGUGUUCCCUUGCGGUUGCAUGUCCAAAGCUUUAUACUUCAUUAAAUUCUAAACAACAUUU
Messenger RNA from Cynoglossus semilaevis (tongue sole), 1129 nucleotides. RefSeq names its product haptoglobin (gene hp). The transcript is spliced from 5 exons. The record is from RefSeq and is a predicted model, not a curated record. Gene Ontology annotation, biological process: proteolysis. Lineage: Eukaryota; Metazoa; Chordata; Actinopteri; Pleuronectiformes; Cynoglossidae. Bases 260 to 1066 code for a protein of 268 amino acids. Gene Ontology annotation, molecular function: serine-type endopeptidase activity.